Penicillium verhagenii is the source of this 3561-nucleotide messenger RNA. RefSeq lists its product as uncharacterized. Gene Ontology annotation, molecular function: histone acetyltransferase activity. Gene Ontology annotation, biological process: regulation of DNA-templated transcription. Lineage: Eukaryota; Fungi; Ascomycota; Eurotiomycetes; Eurotiales; Aspergillaceae. The coding region runs from base 1 to 3561 and encodes 1186 amino acids. The transcript has 4 exons. The record is from RefSeq and is a predicted model, not a curated record.
AUGGCGGCGACGGUGCCGCCCGUGAACGAGGAUCCCGGUCAACCUGACACACCGGCUGACCAGGUUGACAGCGACCUGGAUGCGGAGGGGGAAGAGGAAACCGACCUGUACCAAAUGGAUCAGCAGCUCCAAGAUGCCGUACACAGAGCUUUUACCGGAGAUGUGGAGGUCGAUAACGGAGACAGCGAGGUAGAGGCCAUGGCUGCUCACCUCAAGGAUCAACAAAAUGGUGAAGACGAUGAGACGGAACCCGUCGGGGCAGUGAAACUCCCAGAAGACAACUCAUCGGGGGAUGAGGAUGAAGAUGAGGACGAUGUGGAGUUUGGGGUUGCUGAUGGUGACUGUGACCCGGGGUUUGAAGAUGAGAAUGAGCGAGAGGCAUCUGGAUCUAGCGACUCUGAAUCAGAGGCAGAGGAUUGGGAGGCCGAAAGUAAUGGACAUGAAGAUGGAGAUGUUGAAAUUCGCAGCCGUGCGAACUGCACUUUCUGUGGCCAGGACGAAGAACAUGACCCCGGUGAAGAUUUUGAAGAAUGGCUGUCUUGUGCUGUCUGUGGUGAUCACUCCCAUCGGCAAUGCGCUCGAGAACAAGAAGCUUUCAGUGACAGUGAGGAUUUUUGGAGAUGCCCUGUCUGUGUUCAAAACAAACUAGAACCUGAUUUAGUUGAAAGUCCCUCUCAACUAAAAUCGGGCCACUCUCAUUUACCCAAGGAACUUCUCCCCGCGCACGUGGGCAAGGAAGGUUCUGAUUUUCACUCAAUAUUUGAUACUGGAAUCAACGACGACAUGUUGAACAGUUCUCGUGCACUAAGAAAAAGAAAAGCAUCAUCGGUGGAAGCAGAGGAACACACACCUGUCCUUCGAAAGCGACGACGACAAACAGAUCACUCAGAUUCCAACGAUGCUCCUGCCGACAGCGAAAUGCCUGGAGAGUCAUCCCAGACGCGUCCUUUGCGAGCGCGUCGUACGCGUGGAGUUGAACGAGACCUGGCGCGUGUUGUGAACAGGCAAUUCGGCAAACUCAUCAUCGCCUUUCGACUAGAUGAAAGCAAGAUUAACCGAAUUAUCAACACACAAAGCCAACCGCAGCCAAGGAAAAAGAAAAAAGCACCAAAACCCGCACCCGUACAUCACGAACCUCAAGCUCAUUUUGCACCGAUCCCUCCCGCCCCCUACAAUCAUUUCACACCUUUCCAUGACCGUGACAGCGACGACUCCAAGUCCAAGCCUUACGGUGGCAUAUUAUCUGAAGUUGACGCAGAUACUUCUAAGACACUCCCAUUACAAGCGGACCGUGAAAAAUUCGAAUCAGCUCGCCAGAAGGCCGAGGCUGAAUGGCAGCGAAGAGUACAAGAAGCAGAGCUCAAUGGCGAAGUCACUACAACCUCACAAAAGGUUUCUGGCCCACCCUCGAAGAUCAAAUACAUCAACUUCGGUGGUUAUGAAAUUGAGACCUGGUAUGCCGCGCCGUACCCAGAAGAAUACAGUCGCAACCGCGUGCUCUACAUCUGCGAAUUCUGCCUCAAAUACAUGAACUCGGACUAUGUCGCUUGGCGGCACAAACUCAAAUGUCCCGCCAAACAUGCCCCUGGUGAUGAAAUCUACCGUGAUGGUUCAAUCUCUAUCUUCGAGGUCGAUGGCCGGAAGAACCCCGUUUACUGCCAGAAUCUGUGCCUUCUUGCCAAACUUUUCCUCGGAUCUAAAACCCUUUACUACGAUGUUGAGCCAUUCUUAUUCUAUGUGAUGAGCGAGUAUGAUGAUCUCGGAUGUCAUUUUGUGGGUUACUUCAGCAAGGAAAAGAGGCCAAGCUCGGCGAAUAACGUGUCAUGCAUUCUCACUCUCCCAAUCCAUCAACGCAAAGGCUAUGGAAAUCUCCUCAUCGAUUUUUCAUACCUUUUGACACGCAUCGAGGGCAAGAAUGGAUCCCCCGAAAAGCCCUUGUCCGACAUGGGCCUUGUGUCGUACCGGAAUUACUGGCGCUUGGUAUUAUCAUAUCAACUACGUGACCUGAAAACACCCGUCAGCAUCGCAGAUCUUUCCGACCGGACUGGAAUGACGGCAGACGACCUUGUGUCCGCCCUUGAGGGGCUACGAGCCCUAGUUCGGGACCCCAUAACAAAAACCUACGCCUUCCGUCUCGAUCAUAAGUACUUUGAAGAAGUCAUUCAGAAGUGGGAAAGCAAAGGCUACGUCACACUCAAUCCUGAUGCUCUGCUGUGGACUCCCUACAUCAUGGGUCGCAACAACCAAUCCCAGUUUGACCGCGCUCCUAUGCAUGCCGUUGCGCCUCGUGAAGAUCUCGAAGAUGAGGAUGAAGAUAUGGAGGGAAGAGAAAUUGAGGAUGGGGACGACGUACCGACAAUGAAUGGCCAUGCUGAUGGCCUCGGAGAACCGGCUGGGCCGCCUUCCACCGCUCUUCAGCAACCCAAUGGAGUUCAUCCACCCGACGAUCCAACUCCCCCAUCCCCUCCCCUUGCCGCCGGUAUUCCUCCUUCUCGAUUCGAGCUUUGGCCUCCGGUCCAUGUUCCCACUGGCAGACGCAAAAUUGGCCGCCCAUCGACCAAGAGGUUGAGUACCGCUCGAGCAUCAAUGACACCAACAACCGUGCGCACAAGUGGUCGCAACACCCCGCGGAGGCCUUCCAGGCUUCCAGCAAUCACUCCAUCUACCACCCGUCGCGGCCGAAGUAAGGUGACUGGUUCUCCGGCUGCGGAGGAUACUACUUCUCAGCCGAAUGGCAUUGAUACCGAGGUCGAUGCGGAAGAUAAUGCGGAGGUUGAUGCGGAAGUAGAUGCGGAAGUGGAUGCAGAGGCCGACGCAGAGGUUGAUGCCAAAGCUGAUGUAGAGGCCAACGUGGAUGGCGAUGCUGACUCCGAUGCUGAUGCUGAUGCUGAAGCCGAUGCCGACGCUGAUAGCGAUGCCGAUGCCGAUGCCGAAGUUGAUGCUGACGGCGAUGUUGACGUCGAUGCCGACGCCGAUGCUGAUGCAGAGCCAGACGAAACCGGAGAUGCGGUUGAAGACGUUGUGGAAAAGGCGAUAGAAGAUGGAGUGGCUGUUGAUUCGACUGCCAAAAACCUCGCCGAAGACCUCGUCGACGAAGCGGCCGAGGUGAACGACAAGGCCGGCCAAGUUAAUGGUGACAAAAAGCACGAAGUGAUCACGAAAACGAAUGGCAUCGAUUAUAGCGAGUCUCCAGCUGAAGUUGAAAGCAGCCUUGACUCUGAAUCUAAGCCCGAGGCUGAGCCCGCUCCCGAACCCGAAACUCUCAGGACACCACAAAAGAAAAUCAAGUCCAAAUCACGAUCGCCUGGAACGGCAACUUCCAACCGCACUCGGCGAAAGUUAUCUGUCAAUCCCCCCAAAACUCCUUCGUCAGUCAACCGCAAGGCCUUGGUCGAAAAAAUCCAAGUCGUGGUUCCCGAGCCUAGUUCGCUGCGAAACAGAGCCAAGAAAAGUACAUCCGUCUCGAAUGGUAUCAGCCCUGACGUCGAUGCCGAAGGGGAGGACGACCUUGAUGCUGACGGCGAGUAUGAAAUGGACGGCGACGUGGUAAUGGAGACAUGA